AUGUUUACACGCAACUUGCACACUCUGCCGCGUCAGGCUAGGCUCUUGAGCACUUCUUCUGCAGUGAGGACAGAGACCCUAGCAGGGAAAAUUAAAGAGAAUAUUCAUGCCGUGGACAAAGCAGCCGGCCGCACACUCGCCUCGGGCAUAGAACAGGUGCAAGCCGCCACAGAAACUGUCAAAGAAGUGCUAGGACAGGCGGGCCAGAAGGUGGAGGAAAAGGCGAAGGAGAAAAAGGAGGAUACGGCACAGGGGGUGGAGAAGUUGAAGGAGAUGGAACGGGAAAAGAGGGAGGAAGUCCACAGGCGGACGUAG
This is a messenger RNA of Dacryopinax primogenitus, 315 nucleotides long. RefSeq lists its product as uncharacterized. The transcript is spliced from 2 exons. Lineage: Eukaryota; Fungi; Basidiomycota; Dacrymycetes; Dacrymycetales; Dacrymycetaceae. The coding region runs from base 1 to 315 and encodes 104 amino acids. The record is from RefSeq and is a predicted model, not a curated record.